AUGGGGAUGACAGCCACUCUGCUAAUUCUCCCUCUGCAGAUCCCACUCACCCCGCUCCAGCCACCAUCAGAGCCACCAGCCUCCCCCUCCCUGAAUGCUGCUGAAGGACCAGCCACCUCGCUGCCUCUGGGACACUGUGCUGGACAGAGAGAGGUGUGUUGGGAGCAACAGCUGCGGCCAGGAGGCCCAGGCCCCCCACCUGCCCCACCCCCAGCGCUGGAUGCUCUGUCACCGUUUCUUCGCAAGAAAGCCCAGAUUUUGGAGGUGCUGCGAGCCCUGGAAGAGACGGAUCCUUUGCUUCUGUGCUCACCUGCCACUCCUUGGCGGCCCCCAGGGCAGGGUCCCAGCUCCCCAGAGCCCAUCAAUGGCGAGCUGUGUGGCCCACCCCAGCCUGAGCCCUCAUCCUGGCCCCCCUACUUGCUACUUGGCCCUGGUAAUCUAGGAGGCCUACUGCACUGGGAGCGCCUCUUGGGAGGCCCAGAGGAGGAAGAAGGUGCUAGGCAGCCCUGGGGUCCUAGUAGGGCCCCUCCACCAGCCCAGGGCCCUAACUCUGGUCCACACUGUGCCCCAGGCAGCAGCUCCUCCUCCUCUUCUGACGAGGCAGGUGAUCCCAAUGAGGCGCCCAGCCCUGAUACCCUUCUGGGUGCCCUGGCCCACAAACAGCUGAACCUGGGCCAACUUCUUGAAGACACAGAGACUUACCUACAGGCCUUUCUGGCCGGGGCUGCAGGCACACUCAAUGGAGACCACCCAGGUCCUGGGCAGUCAACCUCCCCAGACCAGAGGCCCCCACAACUGUCCAAGUUCAAAGGCCUCCCGAAGUCAGCUUGGGGUGGGGGCACCCCAGAGACCAACAGGCUGGGCUUUGGUGCUACCUCAGAGGGCCAGGGGCCCCUCCCCUUCCUCAGCAUGUUUGUGGGUUCAGGGGAUGCCCCACUGGGCUCACGUCCUGGCCACCUCCACUCCUCAUCUCAGGUGAAAAGCAAGCUCCAAAUUGGGCCCCCUUCUCCUGGGGAAGCCCAGGGAUCCCUUCUGCCCUCUCCAGCCCGAGGUCUCAAAUUCCUUAAGCUGCCUCCAGCCUCAGAGAAGAUCCCCAGCCCAGGAGGCCCCCAGCUUAGCCCGCAGCUCUCCAGGAAUUCCCGAAUCCCCUGUCGCAAUAGUGGAUCAGAUGGCAGCCCUUCCCCACUGCUGGCACGCAGGGGUCUGGGUGGAGGAGAGCUGUCCCCUGACGGGGCACAGGGCCUGCCCAACAGCCCAUCACCAUGCUCCAUGAUCCCGGACUCUGCACAGCUCAGACCCCCCCAGUCAGCCUUGUCCACCACACUGUCCCCAGGAUCAGUGGUGUCUCCCUGCUAUGAGAAUAUCCUGGACCUCUCCCGGAGCACCUUUAGGGGACCUUCCCCAGAACCACCUUCAUCCUCACUGCAGGUGCCCACCUACUCAGAGCUGACUUUGGAGGUACCACAGGCCUCAGAGGUCCUCAGAAGCCCUGGAGUCCUCCCCAGCCCUUGCCUCCCAGAAUCCUGCUCCUAUGGGAGCCCCCAGGAGAAGAGUCUGGACAAGACAGGCUCUGAGUCACCCCACCCUGGCCGCAGGACCCCAGGUAGCUCAUCCAAGAAGCCUAGCCAGGGGUCAGGACGGCGACCUGGGGAUCCUGGCUAUAUACCUCUGCGGGACAGACUAGCAGCCCUGGGGAAACUGAAGACAGGCCCCGAGGGGCCUCUGGGUCCAGAGAAGAAUGGGGUGCCAGCCAAGCCUAGCACUGAGAAGUCCCGGGGACCAGGGAGGUCAGGGGAGAGUACUGGAGACAUGGUUCCCCCCACGACCAGACCCCUUGAGCAGCCAGAAGCUAAGGGGGUCCUGCGGGGAGCAGUGGCCUUAGGUACAAGCAGCCUGAAGCAGCAAGAAUCUGGACUUGGGGAUCCUGGGGCCCGAGUCUACUCCUCCCACUCCAUGGGGGCCCGGGUGGACCUGGAGCCUGUCUCACCAAGGAGCUGCCUCACCAAAGUGGAGCUGGCCAAGAGCCGGCUGGCAGGGGCCUUGUGCCCCCAGGUGCCCCGAAUCCCUGCAAAAGUGCCAACCUCAGCCCCCAGCCUGGGCAAGCCCAGCAAGAGCCCUCACAGCAGCCCUACAAAGCUACCCUCCAAGUCACCCACCAAGGUGGUGCCCCGACCUGGGGGCCCCCAAGUCACCAAGGAGUCCCCCAAGCUUGAUAAGGGGAAGGGCCAACCUUGGGCAGACUGUGACAGCUCCACAGGCCAGCCCACAUCCCCAGUACCUGGCUCAGCUGACCCAAGCCAGGGACCUGAGGGGCCGGCCCCUCACUCAGCCAUCGAAGAGAAGGUGAUGAAGGGCAUUGAGGAAAAUGUUUUGCGGCUCCAGGGCCAGGAACGGGCACCAGGCUCUGAGGCCAAGCACCGCAAUACCAGCAGCAUCGCCAGCUGGUUUGGCCUUAAAAAGAGCAAGCUGCCAGCGCUAAACCGUCGCACAGAGGCCACCAAGAGUAAGGAAGGGGCCAGCGGGGGCUCCCCACACCGGAAGGAGGUCAAGAUGGAAGCCCGGAAGUUGGAGGCUGAGAGCCUCAACAUCUCCAAGCUUAUGGCUAAGGCGGAAGACCUGCGCCGAGCGCUGGAGGAGGAAAAAGCCUAUCUGAGCAGCAGAGCUCGCUCACGGCCGGGGGCCCCAGCCACAGGGGCCAGCCCAAGUCUGGGGCAGGUGCAAGGCCAGUUGGCUGGCAUGUACCAGGGUGCGGACACCUUUAUGCAACAGCUGCUUAACAGGGUGGAUGGCAAGGAGCUGCCGCCCAAGAGCUGGCGAGAGCCCAAGCCUGAGUAUGGGGAUUUCCAGCCAGUGUCCACUGACCCCAAGAGCCCCUGGCCUGCCUGUGGGCCCAGGAAUGGCCUGGUGGGCCCACUUCAGGGUUGCGGAAAACCUCCCAGAAUGCCUAGCAGCGAGCCAGGCGGACGAGAAGAGAUGCCUUCGGAGGACAGUCUGGCAGAGCCAGUGCCCACCGCACACUUCACAGCCUGCAGCUCCUUGACUCGAACCUUGGACAGUGGCAUUGGAACCUUCCCGCCCCCAGAUCAUGGCAGCAGUGGGACCCCCAGCAAGAAUCUUCCCAAGACCAAGCCACCACGGCUGGAGCCCCCACCAGGGGUGCCCCCAACUCGGCCCCCAGCCCUUACCAAAGUCCCUCGCCGUGCACACACACUGGAGCGGGAGGUGCCAGGCAUAGAGGAGCUGCUGGUGAGUGGGCGGCACCCCAGCAUGCCAGCCUUUCCCGCGCUGCUCGCCACUACUCCAGGCCACCGAGGCCAUCAGACCUGUCCUGAUGAUCCCUGUGAACACCCAGGCCCUGCUCCUCCUGUCCAGCUGGCUAAAAACUGGACCUUCCCCAACACCAGGGCAGCCAGCAGCUCCACUGACUCCUUCUUAUGCCCACCCCGGCAGCUGGAGGGGCUGCCCAGGAACCCCAUGGCACUGCCCGUGGACCGAAAGCGGAGUCUGGAGCCCAGCCACCCAUCCUCUAUGCCCCAGGGCCCAGCAUUUGGGGGCAGUCGCACCCCCAGCACAUCGGAUAUGGGCGAGGAAGGCAGAGUGGCCAGUGGGGCUGCUCCAGGGCUGGAGACCUCGGAGUCCCUCAGUGACUCACUCUAUGACUCAUUGUCCUCCUGUGGGAGUCAGGGCUGAGGGGCUAUGCCCACCAUAAACCCCUCCAGAGGUGGGGACUCCAGACUGGACCUGCUCUUCAUGCCCCAUGGCUCAAAGCCAGAGAGUCCUCCCUGAAGGGACCAAGGACGCAGGUGGAUGAGAAGGUGACAGGGGUCCCUGACAUACUCCACCGCUGCUGUGGAUGAGAUGACCAUGCUCAGCUCAGGGAGAGACCCCACCCUUGGUCCCUUCACUCACCCAGAGUAAGGCUCAUCCUUUAAGGGACUUGGGGGGGGUUUCAAGGCCACUCUUUCCAGCCCUCCUAGCUCCCACUUCAGGCUGAGCCAUCUUGUGGUGCUGGGCUUCCUGCCCACCAGCUGUGCCAUCUCUGCCCAACCUGGCUGCUCCCCUGCUCCAAAGCCCCCAUGGGGCCACUAUGAAGGCCCUGUGCCAGUGGGGUUUGGGGUUGAUGGGGACAAGUUGCCUUUUCUCUCUGCCCUGGUCCUUCCUGCUGUCUGGAUGGUGCUGCCCUCCCCUGCCCCAUGUCUUUGGGGUCUGUCUUUUUGUUGUUUUUAUAUUAAAGCGCCUGCCCAGUCCCCACCCCCCAACCCGCACUGCAGUUAAUUUAUCUGUUAAAAAUGCGGCUGCUCUGCUUCCAGCCUCUGCUUCUGCAGUAUCCCUAAUAAACAUGGAGGCCCUUCUCUUCCUUGA
Messenger RNA from Castor canadensis (American beaver), 4362 nucleotides. The record is from RefSeq and is a predicted model, not a curated record. NCBI's taxonomy places the organism in Eukaryota, Metazoa, Chordata, Mammalia, Rodentia, Castoridae.